Carassius auratus (goldfish) is the source of this 1970-nucleotide messenger RNA. Its product is annotated as gremlin-1-like. NCBI's taxonomy places the organism in Eukaryota, Metazoa, Chordata, Actinopteri, Cypriniformes, Cyprinidae. Gene Ontology annotation, molecular function: BMP binding; receptor ligand activity. Gene Ontology annotation, biological process: animal organ morphogenesis. The record is from RefSeq and is a predicted model, not a curated record. The transcript has 2 exons. The coding region runs from base 128 to 655 and encodes 175 amino acids.
ACCAGCAGACUCUCAGUGUGUGUGUGUGUGUGCGCGUGUUAUAUGUGUGUGUGUGUGUGUGUGUGUGUGUGUCUAUGGGACGGAUCGCAGCUCCUCUCCUAGAUGCUCCUCUACGCUCACAGUGUCGAUGAUGUCAUCCUCCGCUCGGAUCGCGCUCGCGACGCUCUUCAUCUGGGUUCUUCUUCUGUCGAGUCCCGCCAAAUCCAAGCGGAACCGAGGCGCGAUUCCUCACCCGGACAAGAACAACCAGCAGCAGCAGGAGGCGGCCCCGGCACCGGGUCCGGGCCCCGGAGGCAGGAGCAGCGGCUCGGAGGAGAUUCUGGAGUCCAGUCAGGAGGCUCUGCACGUCACCGAGCGCCGCUACCUGAAGCGGGACUGGUGCAAGACUCAGCCGCUCAAACAGACCAUCCACGAGGAGGGCUGCGUCAGCCGCACCAUCAUCAACCGCUUCUGCUACGGACAGUGCAACUCCUUCUACAUCCCGAGGCACGUGCGCAGAGAGGAGGGCGCGUUCCAGUCGUGCUCGUUCUGCAAGCCCAAGCGCUUCACCACCAUGACCUUCACCCUCAACUGUCCUGACCAGCAGCCGCCGACGCGGAAGAAGCGCGUGCAGCGCGUCAAACAGUGCCGCUGCGUCUCCAUCGAGCUGGACUAGACACGAGAGCGACGCGUCAGAACACACGGAAGAGACGCGUCUGUCAGCGUCACACACUACAUAAACAUCACCAUUUAUAUCCGCCUGCAAACCAACUAUGAUCUGGCACCAAGGUCUUUAAGAGCGCGAAAACAGUCAAAUGUGUCCAAAUUUUGACUAUAGUGCGAAACUGAAUCUAAAACCAAAGUUUUGAAUAAUUAAUACACGUGCAGUUUUAUGAGCUCUUUAAAUAAGAGAUGCACGCAUUAUUUGUAAAAACAAGUUUAACUGCAGGAUUAUUGAACUCCAAUAAAAUAAAAUAAAAUCUAAAGAUGGACAAAAAUUAAAACUAGAGUUUUAAACAUGUAAAUAUUCUUUUAUGAUUCAACAUGCAGUUUUCUGAGCUCUUUUAUUGAGAGAUGCAUGCAGUUUUUGUGCUUCUAACAAAAGUUUAACUGUAGUAUUAUUGAACAGCUGUAAUAGAUAGAUAGAUAGAUAAAAAUAGUCAGAAAGCACCUAAAAUCUUGACUAGCAGUGCAUGUGGAUUGUUCACAAAUAAAGUGUCAUUCUAAAUCAAAAACUUUACAAAGCAUUUAAAUAUUUUUCUUUAUGAUUAAAUGCAGAUUUUUGAGAGAUGCAUGCAAUAUUUAGCCUAUAAAUGUAUAAACUAACAGCAGAAAAAAGGAACUAAAAGGGUAAAAAAAAGAGAAGAAACGAAAAGAAAGGCAUUCAUUUGAUUGGUCACAGAAAUGAUUUUGUAUUCAUUUUGUACUAUUGUUUUAAAUAUAAAAAAAUCCUAAUACAAAUUUUUAUUAGUAGUGCAUGUGCCUAUUUGACAUAAAAAGUGUCAUAUUUAAUCUAAAAUUCGUGUUUUUAACAUGUAAAUAUUAGUUAAUGAUUCAACGUUCAUGUUUUGAGCUAAUUAAUUGAGAGAUGCAUGAUUCAAAGUAUUUGUACUUUUAUAAACAAAGUUUAACUACACAAUUACUGAGAACCAGUAAAAAAAAAAAGCAUUUACAAAUGGUCAAGGACCUCACAUUGUAUUGAUUUCACUGGUCAAAAUCCUAAUAAUUUCAAUGCAUUUUUAAUGAGAAAUCAUGACUGCACAUAUUGUUUAUAUGCUGAAGAACUUCCAGAUCCCUCCGAGUACGAGUCUGUCAGCUUCAUUCAUCUCCAAAUCUAGAGCGUUUAAAUCUGACUGAUAGUUUCCACUAUGUGGAACGACUUUAUUUAAUAAGACACUGUUCUUCAUCUUUCUGCUGAGUUUCUUUCUGCUAUUCCUCUAUUUAUAAUAUCAGUCAUAAAGAUUAUAUGGAGUUAGUUGUGAAGAGCGAGU